Exophiala aquamarina CBS 119918 is the source of this 1374-nucleotide messenger RNA. RefSeq lists its product as uncharacterized. The record is from RefSeq and is a predicted model, not a curated record. NCBI's taxonomy places the organism in Eukaryota, Fungi, Ascomycota, Eurotiomycetes, Chaetothyriales, Herpotrichiellaceae. Gene Ontology annotation, molecular function: oxidoreductase activity. The transcript has 3 exons. The coding region runs from base 1 to 1374 and encodes 457 amino acids. Gene Ontology annotation, cellular component: cytoplasm.
AUGUCGCCCGUCCACCAUCUCCCAGCGAGCAAAACCUUCCCGCAUCCGACAUCCACGACGUCCUACUGGCGCACCGAACUCAGUCCGCUAGACCGGCACCGCUCAACGCCGGAGCUGCCAUGCAGAGUCAACAUCGCCAUCAUCGGCUCCGGCAUGUCCGGCGUCAGUAUCGCAUAUCAUCUGCUCAAGAAUGGCUCGUCAAAACGACCAGAGGAAUGCCCGUCAAUCCUCCUCCUCGAAGCCCGCCAGCUCUGCUCCGGCGCGACAGGCCGCAAUGGGGGCCACACCAAGCUGGCGUCCAUCCACAUGCAGAAAGCGGCGUCCCUCCCAAACGGGCGUGGCGGCGUCCGGGCUGCCGAGGAGUUGGUCGCAUUCCAGGUCAGGCAGAUCCAGGCGCUGAAGAGUGUGAUUGAAGAGGAAGCGAUUGAUUGUGAUUUCCUCAUGACCAGGAGCUUUGAUGUGUUCUUGGAGAGGGAGUUGGCACGGGAGAGGACCGAGAUGGUCAGGCAGAUGACGGGCCAGGGGGUGGACACUGCAAGGAGAGAGGUGCAGAUUUUGGAGGGCAGUGCCGAGGUCUUGCAGGGGGUGAUUCCCGGAGCUUACGCGGCGCUCAAUGUCCCCGCUGCACAACUGUGGCCGUAUAAAUUCGUGUCCGGCCUGCUCUCCAGCAUCAUCGACAAAAUAAACUUCCAGACCGAGACGCAGGUCGACUCCGUCUCCUCGACCCCCGACGCCGAAGGCUACUAUAUCCUCUCCACGAAAUCGCGCGGAAGCAUCCGAGCGAAGAAAGUCGUCUUCGCCACAAACGCCUACACCGCCGCCCUGUUGCCGGAACUGUACGAGGACAAGAUCGUGCCCGUACGCGGUACAGCGAGCCAUGUCGUGAGGCGAGAUCAGAGCAUUGGCCGGUUUCAGGAGAUCCAGCAGAGAGUCAAUACCUACAACCUCGCGUACGGUGGCACUCGGCAAGAUUACCUGGUCCACAGACCUGACGGCGGGGUUAUUUUCGGUGGUGGAUAUUGCGUCUUUGGAUCUCAUGAAGAGUUGAUCAGAGGGACGGUUGACGACAGCGAGGUGGCGAUGGAAAAGGAGAUGACGGCUUAUUUUGAACGGCUCAUGACUGAGUCGUACAGGGAUUGGGCCGUCUCCGGGGCAAAAGUUGAUCGGAUUUGGACGGGGAUCAUGGGUACAACUCCUGAUGGAUACCCUCAUAUCGGCGUGGUUCCUGGCCGACGAAAUCAAUUCAUCUGCGCAGGCUUCAACGGCGCAGGAAUGCUACAUAUCUUCCUCUCUGCAAAGGGUCUGACGCAGAUCAUCAAUGAUGGUGUUGACUUCAAGGAUACCGGGAUCCCAUCGAUUUUGAGGCGAGCUUGA